UUGCAUUGCUUGCUUGCAUUUCAUUGCGUUGUUCCGACGUGGACGCAUACGCGCACACAACGCCAACAAUGGAUGGAGUUCACACCUGUUCUCACCCUAAAUUUCGAACUGUGCCCUUGGCUGGCAUUGGAACAAAGCCAGUUCAUUCAAGCAAUUUCUCGAUCAGGUGUGGCAGACACUAUGAACCCUGAAACCGAACGCAACUUUGCUGCGUUGUUUGGAUUUCCACUUAGUUAUCCUCCAACCCUCACACAAGAAUCACCAGCCGAAUUGCAACCAGAGAUUUGUAACCGCCCAGGAGUGAACAUGUUAUUGCCAGCAGUACAACAUCUUCAGCAGCAGGAGCAACCCACGGGGUACGCACAGCCCUUUCGACCUUACGACCUGCAUAUCUGGCCAGACAGACUUGGUAUUUCUACGGAGCGGGUUCGUAGACCGAAAACCAGUCGACCGAAUUGUGGAAAAGUGAACAGUCGAAGCUUUAGGUCCCAUUCAGUAAAACCUCCUUACUCAUAUAUUGCACUGAUUACUAUGGCAAUACUGCACUCUCCUCAUCGGCGCCUCACUUUGGGGGGGAUAUGUGAUUUCAUCAUGUCCCGCUUUCCAUACUAUCGUGAAAGGUUUCCUGCCUGGCAGAACUCAAUCAGGCACAAUUUGUCAUUGAACGACUGUUUUGUAAAGAUACCUCGGGAACCAGGUAAUCCAGGUAAAGGGAACUAUUGGAUGUUGGACCCGAAUUCGGUAGACAUGUUCGACAAUGGGAGUUUCCUGAGAAGACGAAAACGAUACAAGAGAAUAUUACAGCCCAUGAAUUCAGGCGACCAGGUAAUGGGGACAAAGCGAUUCUGCAAUGUUGUGGAUGUGUUAAGUCAAAGAAUUAACGAGGGUGAUCAAGAAGAUCAUCCGAGCAAACCUGAUCCUGUCGCAUCUCCCAUUGACUACAGCAGAGGCUGUGAUAUAACGUCUCCUUCUUUCGGUUUUUCUCUGUGCGAAAGACCUCAAAAGAGUGAAGUUGAAUGCGUUCGCGAAAGAUUUAAACUAGAAAGUCCCAGAAUGAGGCCAGUUCCUGUGGCCCACAUACCUCCCAGUUUUAAUUCAUGCGCCUAUGGUGGAAACUUGAGCUAUACGCACUCACCCCAACCAUCACUGUCAGCAGAGGAAUCGCCAAAUUCACCGACCGAACGUCUAUCCACAAGGGUUUCAGAGAACCCUGGGAGUUGUUUUGGAAAUUCAUCAUCCACGUUUUCCUUCCUUAUUCGGUCAAUCCUUUCUGUGGCGAGGUCCGAGGUCUCAUUAAAGACCACAACCGAAUGCUCCCCGAACCAGAUAAAAGCGUCUCGCGCAUUUACCAUUGAUCAGCUACUCGGAGAUGAUCUUCAGAACUCGAGGUCAACGAUAACCGAGGACGAUUCCCCUCCAGGAAGAACAGGAUCUGAAAACUUAUUGUCCCUAGCGCCAAAAAAGUGUGCAGUUAAUUGUACUUCCACACCAUUCGCUUAUUCCCAGUUACAUCCAGUCCUUGAAGCUGCAGACACCCUGAACCAGCUAAAAGUUGAACAAAACAUCCAGCCCUACCAUUUAGACACCCGAGGAUUUAUACAGUCCUUACUUCUUCCUAGACCCUAA
Molecule: messenger RNA, 1626 nt
Organism: Opisthorchis viverrini
Lineage: Eukaryota; Metazoa; Platyhelminthes; Trematoda; Opisthorchiida; Opisthorchiidae
Exons: 1
Coding region: 73-1626 (517 amino acids)
Biological process (GO): anatomical structure morphogenesis; regulation of transcription by RNA polymerase II; cell differentiation
Molecular function (GO): DNA-binding transcription factor activity, RNA polymerase II-specific; RNA polymerase II cis-regulatory region sequence-specific DNA binding
Source: RefSeq, a predicted model, not a curated record